CAUCUUAACCUUUUUCUCUUUCUUUAAUUUCAUCGAAGACGGGAUUGGUUUGGGAGAUGGAGAAAGUCGCAGAGAAGAGUUGUGGGCAUAGAAAGAUGAGGCGAGGAAAGUCUUCGGCGGAGAUUCCCUUUGAUUUUAGGAAGUGAUCAUAGCGGAGAGGAUGACGGGAAGGUUGUCCACCGGUGGAGCAAGUCUGGGAUUGUGAAGGAUUAUUCCGAGAUACGAGAGGCAUCUUAGAUUUUCACGGUGAGAGGUCUGAAACUGAAGAUAGAGAGGUCUAGAGUUUGGAGGAGGAAAGGAAAACGACGAAGAUGAAGAUAGAGGUUAAAGAUGAAGUGAAGCAUAUAGGUAGCCAUUGAUAUCGUCGUCGCUUCUUAAUUUCACCAUCGACGAACAAUCCCAGAAGAUGAAUCAUCUUCUUCUGAAACUCCACAUCCGAGAGCAUCACAUGUUAGACGAGUCGACUAGACUGAUGAUCGAGACUGGAAACGUUUGAGCCGGCGAGAUCUGAUCUGGCAGCGGCUGUGCAUACGGCUCAGCUUGAUUCUCGGACAUUUGGUUAUUAACUAUGACCAGAAAGUCAUAGGUGGUUUCUACGAUGUGUAUGGGAUUACAUCUAAUUCUCUUUAACAAGGGAAGAUGCCAGUUCAAGGUUAUAACAAACGAAUUAAAACAUCAUCACUAAGCUUGAAGAGGCGUUAUUGCUUGAGCCAAAGAAACAUGUUGGGAUUAUGGAUUGGUUUCAUGGUCUCAGAAAAUCACGUGAUAAGGGAAUCUCUUCAUGGGGUUGGAAUCUGAAUGGCUAGCAUUCUACUCAUCAUGCGCUAUUUCCUUGGGCCUUGACUGUAUAUGAUGGUGAGCCUGACACAGAGUUAAAGCUUUCAUGUCGACAAAGAUCUCCCUUUCUACAAAACAAUUACCGAGAUAGUAGCUUCAAGCAGCUAUUUUUCGUAUAUACAUUGGUGAACACUGGAAAGGAAAGAGCAAAAGUGAGCCUUAUUUUUUACAUGGGCGGUGAGUUGGCAUCUGAUUCCUUUCUAUUACAUUACUUCCAGAAGAGCAGAUGUUUACCAGCUUUACAUUCUACAUAACUCAAUUGGUGGGACCUCACAUAUGUCAGGGGGUCAUGUAAAUGAGUCAUUCAUUGAAGAUGGGUCUCUGGCGUCCUCUUAAAUCACAAGUUCCACUACUCCACGCAGAGAUUCACAUGCUAGGCUUUGGCACACUGAUACUGAGUGGCACCAGUCAAUCAGUAGCGUCAAUAUUCAAUAUCAUCAUCAUAUUUCAUUUUCAGUAUAUGUGUUUUUAUUAUGUUAAUAAGAGUAAGUAUUCCGUUUUUUCAAAAAGAAAACAAAGUAUUCCCCAAGAUACAAUAUAACAGUAAAAAAAUCAAAAAUAAAACAAACUUUAAUAUCAUGCAUUAAACAAAAAAAAAAGUGAUUACUAAAAAAUCCCUUACACAAGGAAACAACAAAUUAACAAAUAUAUAAAGAUCCUUAUUAAAUAAAAAAAGUAAAACUUUUACUAAAAGUUAUACAUAACUAAAGUAUGUUGAUAUCUACGAAUCACAAUUUUCACAAUAUUAAUAACAUUAAAUUUAAAAUAAAUAACAAUUAUCAAAUAAAAACACAUUUUAAAACUAUUUAAGGUAAAAAUCAGUUAGUGUUAUAAUAUUCCGCGGCGUAGCGCGGAUUUUGUCUAGUAGAAAAAAAAGGAGCAGGAAAAAGGCAUUUUGUUUUGAAAACACUUUAGCAUCCCAGAAGUCAAGAUAGUGAAGUCAAAAGUACGAUCCAACGGCUGAGAACUCAUCAAAAUCUCACACAACUACAACACGAUAUAACCUUUAUUUUAUCGAAAACAAAAUAAAAAUCCGUAAAGCAUCAUAAAAGAAAAAGAAAAUUAAGAGAAAAGAAAAAGAAACAAUUUUUUAAUUUUUUUCUCUCUAUCUUAGAAAAAGAAAGUAAUGGAACCUAACGAAAGGCACCACCACCACCACCACCACCAAGAGCAUCAUCUCACUUCUCCUUACUACCACCCUUUCCACCACCACACUCCCACCACCGUCUCCGCCGCACCCUCCGACAAUGGUAAUUUUCCACCACCACCUAUCGAUGGAUCUUCUUCUUCCUACCAUCACUCCGCGCCGUCUUCAGCUCCGAUUGAGCCAGUCAAGAGAAAGAGAGGUCGUCCCAGGAAGUACGACACGCCUGCUCAAGCCUUAGCUGCUAAGAAGUUAGCUUCUUCCGCUAGCAGUUCCUCCGCCAGAGAAAAGAGAGAGCAAACCGCCGCCGCCGCCGGCGUUUCGCCUCCGUCUAAACCCGGUUCGAAAAAGUCACUUUCGGGCUCUUCCGGGAAAAGUGGACAGAGUUUUACUCCGCACAUUGUUAAUAUAACUCCCGGUGAGGAUGUGGCUCAGAAGAUUAUCCAUUUCGCCGAGCAAAGCAAGCAUGAGUUAUGCAUUCUUUCUGCAUCUGGCACCAUCUCUGAUGCAUCCUUGUCUCACCUCGCUACAGGAACCAGUGCAUCGUAUCAGGGUCAGUACGAAAUCCUCUCACUGAGUGGAUCUUAUAUUCGGGGAGAGCACGGUGGUAAAACUGGUGGCCUUAGCGUUUGUUUAUCUAGUUCAGAUGGUCAGAUCGUUGGUGGUGGAGUUGGAGGACCCCUAAAGGCUGCUGGUCCAGUUCAGGUGAUUCUUGGUACGUUUCAGCUAGAGAGGAAGAAGGAUGGGAGAAACGGUGUGAAAGGAGAUGAUGCUUCUGGAAGUGGAGACUUGUUACCUUCUUCUCCCUCUGGCGCAGAAUCUUUGCAUGGAUACCGUCCUGUUAUGGAACCUUCUGGAAGAAACUCAAACGAUGAGCAUUGUACCAUGACUAGUGGUGGAGCUCAUUUCAUGAUGCAACCACCUCAGGGCAUGCACAUGACACAUGCCCGGCCUUCAGAAUGGGACGGUGCUGGGUAUGAUUUGUCAGUACUGAGAGGAAAAGGGUCAUCAGAAAAUGGAGGAUAUGAGUAAAUGGGCAGAUUAGUACUGAUUCAAGUUUCUGAAGAAAAUGUUUGAGCAUGAAUCAAGGUGAGAGUGGACUUAUCAUCAUAUAAUGUCUGAAGGAUUUUUUCAUUGCAAAGGCAGAGAGAGAGUGACUGAGUGGGAAAGAGCAGAGAAGACAGUGGUGCUUUUGUUCUUGGUUCUGUGUAAUCUUAUAGUAGUUUUUUUUUUCGUAACACAAUCUUAUAGUAUUUCACAUCAUUUUCUGGAUUCAUUUUCAUCUAUUUUUGUUCUUUUUUCUUCCUAAAUUCAGUUUUUUUUUUCUUGUGAAUUUUAGAGAUAGACAUUUUGUUUUGAUAAUUGGCUUUUUUUAAGUUUA
Messenger RNA from Brassica napus (rape), 3362 nucleotides. Its product is annotated as AT-hook motif nuclear-localized protein 14-like. Gene Ontology annotation, molecular function: minor groove of adenine-thymine-rich DNA binding. The transcript is spliced from 12 exons. NCBI's taxonomy places the organism in Eukaryota, Viridiplantae, Streptophyta, Magnoliopsida, Brassicales, Brassicaceae. The record is from RefSeq and is a predicted model, not a curated record. Bases 1964 to 3013 code for a protein of 349 amino acids.